AUGGUCAAGAUCGCCAUAAAUCCUGAAGAUUUUGUUUGUUUCAGGAAUCACUAUUGGUAUGAGAUAUGGUAUGAAGUAUGCGUUUAUGAUUUAGAUAAACCAUGGAAUACCUAUACUGUAAUGACUGGCAGUAUACCUAUAUCAAAUAUAGCCUGGGAUGCUACUGGUUCCAAACUGCUCAUUGCCAACACACAAGGACUUUGUCAAGUAUGGAUUAUGCCUGAGCAUGUUUUGAGUAAAUGGAAGCUAUUUGGUGAAGCCAUCUUGGAGAAUGAAGAUAUUUUAAAAGUUGCUUGGUUACACAAUGGAAUUCAGGUGAUUUUUAAUCCUGAUAAAAAAGAUAAUAUUAUGUAUCAUGAGAAGUUUGUCAGGAAUAGAGUCACACCUACUGUUAGUAAUUUUGGUGGGAAACCAUUAGAUGGUUGGAUAGCUGUUUCAACUAGUGGCAUGGUCAGUGUUGGAUUACUUCAAGACCAAGAUCCUCAAAUUAUUACUAGUAAAACUAGUCUAUCUGCUGGUCAUCUCAGAUUAGCUGAGGUUGAUAUAGCCUUUUCAGCAACUGGAGAGGUAGUCUUUGUUGUCACAGAUGGUACAUUAGCAUCUGCAGUUCAGUGUUUCUAUGUAGAAGUCUCUCUUCAACAUUUAACUUGUACUUUAACAUCAAAACCAGGUCCUAGUCUCUUUAUGAAAUCUCAGCUGGAAUGUGGAAGCAAGGACAUUAGCUCUGUACAAAUUACAGAUUUAUACUUCAUGAAUAAAGAUAACCCUGAUACUUUACUAGUGUGUUGUGGUAACCAUAGUUACAGCUGUGUUGAAGUCUGGCAACUUGUGGAACAAAUGAUGCCUCUCAACAGAUUUUUCCAAAGUGCAAAACCAGAUUUUUCAUACAAAACACCAAAAUGGAUGCAUAAAGCAAGUGUAACCUCCAAUUCAAUGCUUACAUGUAUUGCUACUCCAACUUUGUUCAUGGGAAGAAACUAUAUUGAUGCUCCAGGAUUUGUGUCGUAUUUUGCCUGUACAUAUAAAGACGGUUCAGUGAAAAUUGUCCACAGACACACAAUACAGACAAUCCAUUCUUGUACAUUGGAAUCUCUUGGAAUAAGUGAAGACAGUCGGCCAAAAACUCAAUGUUAUUUUACAACCAUGGUGCAGACGCUCUCUGGGUGUGGAUUGAUAGGUUUACAUGGUAAUGAUAUGGUGUUGCUACGUGUCUUUAAUAUGCGUGAGGGACCAAUACAACUAUCGCCGCCUAGUGUUUUACUGUUAUUAGAAUAUAUGUUAUGUUUUGGUUAUGAUUGGUGGGAUGUCUUUUUGGCCAUUAGACAAGGAAUGGUUGAAGGUAUCUGUCAAAGGCUCUCAGAUGAUUUUCAGAAGCAACCUGGUUCCAUGCAAGAAUUUCUACGCAUGCGUUUGAUAGCCUUACAGAUGGCCCUAUAUAAUUUUCUCAGUAAUGGACAGCAGAAGGCAGCAGAUUGUCGAGCAUUGCUCAUCUGUAAUUCAAUAUCAUCUGUUUUGAAAGGAAUUUUGAGACCUAAAAGUGUAUCUGCUUCAGACAAGAGCCCAGCUGAAAAGUUGACUAUGAUGUGUAAUAGUCAGAAAGAAGCUGAUAUUGACAGUGUUUUACGUAACUUAGAUACUGAGGAAUUCAUUGUAGAAGCUUUAAAAAGGGGAGGUAAUUCUGGAAAUACACUUCAGUUUCUUCAACCACUAAUACAAUGGGUAGCGGACUUCUGUCUACAUUUAUUAUCAUCAAUACCAUUAUAUCAAAGUUAUGGUAGCUUUCCUGGUUCCACAUUACUACGAGAUACUGUGGUGCUCAAUAAUCUUCGUGAACUUCUGGUUAUUAUUAGAAUCUGGGGUCUGAUCAAUCCAGGUUGUCUUCCUGUUUUCACAACAACCUCUCAACUAGAUUGUUUAUCAAAUUUAUUCAAACUUUUAACCAAAACAUGGUUGUGUAGCAAGGAUAGUAAUCUUGAAUAUGAUGAAAAUUUAAAUGAUGAGUGUCUCUUACUCCCAAAUCAAGUUCUUAUUCCUGAUAUUAAACAGAGUUUUGGUGCCGAGAAUUACAGUUAUUCCAUUUUCACUCAGCAACUUCCUUUAUCACUAAAGACAAGAGAUGAACCAGAGUUCUUAUUUACACUACAGCAAUCACGACUUCUCUAUAUUCCUGAGUCGACAGUUGAAUCAAGACAAAGAUAUGAUAUUGUACGUCAGAUUCAUCUAGGAUUAAAACCAUCAGGUCCUGUCAGAGAGUGUUGUCGCUGUGGAUCCUUUUCCUUGCUCAACACUCCUACUAAUUCUGCCAUUUUGAAAUCAUGGGAACAAAGAUUUGUUAAAAAUUGUAUUUGUGGUGGUCAUUGGAAAUUAUAUGAAGAAUAAAUAGAGAUUUUUUCCUUGGCAUCAAGUAAAUUCACAUUUAGGCAGACAGGGGCAAAAGGAGGACAAUGUAUAUUUGAAUGGCUUGUUAUAUUUUUUGAUAACUUUUGUACAAUUGUGAAUAAAUCUAGAUAUGAAAU
Messenger RNA from Lottia gigantea (owl limpet), 2516 nucleotides. RefSeq lists its product as hypothetical. NCBI's taxonomy places the organism in Eukaryota, Metazoa, Mollusca, Gastropoda, Lottiidae. Gene Ontology annotation, cellular component: mediator complex. The record is from RefSeq and is a predicted model, not a curated record. Gene Ontology annotation, biological process: positive regulation of DNA-templated transcription. The transcript has 7 exons. Bases 1 to 2379 code for a protein of 792 amino acids.